AGACCGAACAAUAAUACAGGUUACACCUUGAAGUCAGGCGCGGCUAUUAGAACGAAAAAAGAUGAGACUGGCGCUGCAAAGAAAACCAAGGUUGGCAAGUAUGGUCCUACGUCACAGGCGACGUCCUCAACGUGAGCUCUACAGAAGAAGCGUCGUUGAACUACGUCACGUGAUGCCACUGAACAACAGAGGCAGCUUAACGGGACGCGGACCUGGAGCGGGUGGAGUACCGGGAGAAGGUGUGUCCUGAUCUGGGCAGCAGGUCCUCCCCCCGCGGCCCCGUCCUGCUUCCACACGCCGCCUCAAGACACGACUCAAUGGUAAACGACCCGAACUCACUUCACAACAACCAUUCCCGCCUUGAUGUCUUUGAGUGAAAAAAGUAAUACUGAGAUCAGCACGCUGCUGACUGAAUAUGGCAUCAAACAUGGGCCCGUAGUGGACUCAACUCGAAAGCUGUAUGAGAAGAAGCUUGAAGUGGCCAUGGAGAAGGCUCCAGCGGUACCCUCGCCUGAUAAGACCUUCUACAGGGAGGAAGCAGAGGAAAUAACCUACAUCACAUACCACACUCCGGUUAGACAAGAGUCCGACAUGCUCAAACGAAGAGGCAACACUGAGCCAGAUGAGGACCAGGAAUCGGACCAAGAAACAGAGUCCCCUGUCCAGGUCGCCAGCAGACCAGCCAAUCACAGCGCAGCGCCUGCCGGCGGCGCGUGGAAGCUGAUCCGCCUGCUGCUGCUGUUAGCCGCGUUAGCGGCCGCUCUCUACUAUGCCUUCUGCCGAGUGCUGGACAAAGAGGAUCCCUCCAACAUUCAAUGAUCUGAUUGGUUGUCAGGAUGUCCGGGUUUCUUCUCCAUCAGCAGACAACAAACACGUCGACCACAUUGCAUCAACCUUUACAUGCUCUCUAUUUCUUACGUCACUGUGUCAGUGAAAUGAACCAAAGCCAGUGCCCCUCCGACCAAGAGGAAGAUUAGCUUUAAUGUGCAUUAAUAUCGUGUCGUGUAAGUUUUGCUCCUCUGUUUAGCCGUGCUUUGUCGCACUUCCAAGAACUACACAAUGUCUGACAACUAAACAAAGCAUUUUUACAAAUCUAUUGAGCCUCUUUGUCUCAAAAAGCUGUUAAAAGCCCCUCAGUGAGACUCACUGUCCCAGCAUGAUGUGUUCAUACCAACAACGUACACUGUAGUUUAUUCUGACCACCAGAUGGGAUUUACUGCACUGCUUUUUUAGACUAUAUAUGUGUUUGAGCCUGUAAAGAUGUCCAUUUCGUGUAGGAAACAUUGGGUUGUUGAAAGUUGUUUCAUUUUCAUAAGGUUUAUUGACAGUAAGUAAAACUAGAAAAUGCAUUUCCUGCAGAACGUGCGUUGGAAUGCAGAAAGCUGAAAUUAAUUUCAAAAAGUUGCUUAAAGUAUAGAAAUGAAACAAGCUGAAAUUAUUCUAAACAUUGCUGAAAGAAUGGAAAAAGCUGAAAUACAUUUAAAAAUGGCUGAAAAUACAGAAAUGAGAAAAGCUGAAAUGAACUUAAAAGAAUUGCAAAAAAAUAGAAAUGGGAGAAGCUUCUAUGAAUUUGAAAACACAGAAGUAAUAAAAGCUGAGAAUUAAAAAAAUA
Pungitius pungitius (ninespine stickleback) is the source of this 1612-nucleotide messenger RNA. RefSeq names its product emerin (gene emd). The coding region runs from base 364 to 819 and encodes 151 amino acids. The record is from RefSeq and is a predicted model, not a curated record. The transcript has 7 exons. NCBI's taxonomy places the organism in Eukaryota, Metazoa, Chordata, Actinopteri, Perciformes, Gasterosteidae.